This is a messenger RNA of Bufo bufo (common toad), 870 nucleotides long. RefSeq lists its product as uncharacterized. Gene Ontology annotation, molecular function: transmembrane signaling receptor activity. Gene Ontology annotation, biological process: cell surface receptor signaling pathway. The record is from RefSeq and is a predicted model, not a curated record. Bases 118 to 870 code for a protein of 250 amino acids. NCBI's taxonomy places the organism in Eukaryota, Metazoa, Chordata, Amphibia, Anura, Bufonidae. The transcript is spliced from 8 exons.
AAAAGCUUCUCACCUUUUUAUGCUGUGCUUCAGGAAAACUAUUAUCAGAUCCUAAAGCCUUUGGUGAGGAGUGAGAGUGUCCCUGCAUCUGCAAGUGGAUAAGGUUGCCACAGCAGAAUGUACAUGCACAUUGACGUUCUACUGGCCGGACUUUUCAUUGGGGUCUUCGUGAGCAGCAGUGAUACAAUUUCUCCACCCGUUCUCAGUGCAUCACCGAAUCAUAGAUUCUACUAUAAAGGAGAGGCUGUGACUCUGACUUGUGCUACCCUGGGAGAGUACAGACGCGCUCACUUUACCUUUUAUAAGAACUCUGAAUACAUCCGAAAUGAUAACACCUACAUCUAUCAUAUCUAUGGCAUGGAUUACUCUGAUGUAGGGAAGUAUGCUUGUGAUUUCUGGUCUGGCAGUGGUGCAUCUCUUAGAAGUAAUGAAGUCUCAUUAUUCCUAUUUGACAGGUCACCAGCUCCAGAUAUUUCUCUCAAUCCUUCACUCUCUGAGUACAGCAUGGCAGACUCAAUCACCAUAGUGUGUUCUCCUCCCAAGACCUUGGUGGUGAAGAAGAUUCAGUUUUAUAAGGAAGGGCAUCUCCAACCUUUAAAGUCGGCAGAAGAUAACACAUUUGUGGUCACAUGUAAUAAAGAAGUUGCUGGGAGAUAUUUUUGUACUUAUACCCUAGAAAUACAAGAGAGAUUGAUCACUUCGUUGUAUAGUCAACAUAUAAUAGUGAAUGUUUCUGCUUCCAUAGCACAAACUACAGCAGCUGCAAUAAUUCCAGAGACAUCUACACUUGACAAGUCAAGCAUGAUAAGGGGCACAGAGACAUUUAACUCCACUCAAAGCAGUAAAGUCAUAAAUUCAACAAGUGAGUAG